Schistosoma guineensis is the source of this 612-nucleotide messenger RNA. Lineage: Eukaryota; Metazoa; Platyhelminthes; Trematoda; Strigeidida; Schistosomatidae. The record is from the annotation of a GenBank genome assembly.
AUGUGUAAAGUAAUCUCGAGUACAAUUUUAGUACUGUUCAACAUCCCACUUGUGAUUAUUGGUUUAGGACUUGUGGUUUUUGGUGCUUUAAUACGAUGGAAUGAAAAACUUUUGUAUGCAGCAUUUCUUCUAGUCAUAUUUUUGGCGCUGCUUGUGUUCACUAUUGUAUUUGGAACACGUAAACACUGGUUCCGUGAUGAGCUGGGUAUAAGUUAUAGAAGAUCAAUUACUAGUGAUUAUCAUAUGGACAAUAAUUUUCCACCAAACACCGGUUUUACUGUAUUUGUUAAUGAAAUUCAACGAAAGCAUAAAUGCUGUGGUUCUUUUGACUAUCGUGACUUCCAAGAUAAUGAAUCAUUCAAACGACAAAAUUAUAAGAUUCCAGCCUCUUGUUGUAAAGAUAUAAAAGACAAAGAAUGCUGGGAACGUCCAACAACACAGAAUAGUUAUAAAGACACUGGCUGUUUCGAGUUUCUAUGGUCAGCGGCACAACCAAGCUAUCGAAUUAUUCUUUAUAUCUUGAUUGGUCUGUUAUUACUUACGUUUACAUUCGCGGUUAUCUCUAUCUACCUGCUGACACGAUAUUCAAGGGAGAAAAUGCAAUUGUUGUAG